AUGCCUACUGUGCACUUGCUGGACUACGUUGCGGGGAACAUUCGUUCCCUGGUCAAUGCGAUCAACCAAGUCGGAUACGAUGUUGAAUGGAUCAGAUCUCCCGAGGACGUCAAGAAUGCAGAGAAAUUGAUUCUCCCGGGCGUGGGACAUUUCGGCCAUUGUCUUUCCCAGUUGGAGAAGGGAGGAUUCCUCGGGCCCAUUCGUGAACACAUUGACUCUGGAAAGCCAUUCAUGGGAAUCUGUGUCGGCCUGCAGGCUCUAUUCCAGGGCUCAGAGGAGGACAACGACGUCCCAGGACUUGGCGUCAUCCCCGAGCGCAUUCAAAAGUUUAACGAUACCUCGAAAAGCGUGCCACACAUCGGAUGGAACUCAGCAAUGAACACCGGAUCUCAGAGCUUCUGGGGACUGCGACCUUCCAGCAAGUACUAUUACGUCCACUCCUACGCGGCUCCGUACACACCAGGUGCCUUGGAGAAGGAUGGCUGGUCCGUGGCCACAGCAACAUAUGGCGAGGAGGAAUUCAUUGGUGCCAUCAGUCGGGGUAACGUCUUUGGUGCACAAUUCCACCCAGAGAAGAGUGGUACCGCUGGUCUCAGGGUCAUUCGCGCAUUUUUGAAUGGUGACCAGUUCCAAUCGCUUUCUGGAGACAUCGACUCCAGCAAGGCAAAUGGACUCACUCGCCGCGUGAUUGCUUGUCUUGACGUCCGCACAAACGAUUCUGGUGACUUGGUCGUCACUAAGGGUGACCAAUAUGAUGUCCGCGAGAAGAGUGGUGACGAGGGCGGAAAUGUUCGCAACCUUGGCAAGCCCGUCGACAUGGCCAAGAAGUACUAUGAGCAAGGAGCAGAUGAAGUCACAUUCUUGAACAUUACCUCUUUCCGAAACUGCCCUGUGGCCGACACACCAAUGUUGGAGAUUCUGCGACGCACAUCCGAAACUGUCUUUGUGCCUUUGACAAUUGGCGGUGGAAUUAAAGACACAGUCGACACCGACGGCACCCGCAUCCCCGCCUUGGACGUGGCAACAAUGUACUUCAAGUCUGGGGCUGACAAGGUCAGCGUGGGAUCUGAUUCCGUCUUCGCCGCCGAGGACUACUAUAAUGCCGGCGAGAAGUUGAGCGGUAAGACCGCUAUCGAGACGAUAUCGCAGGCCUACGGCAAGCAAGCCGUCGUUGUGAGUGUUGACCCUAAGCGUGUCUAUGUGGACAAGCCAGAGGACACCCACCACCACACAUUUAAGACCCAGUUCCCAAAUGCGAGCGGACAAAGCUACUGCUGGUACCAGUGCACUGUCAUGGGUGGUCGUGAGACUCGCGACAUCGAUGUGUGGCAACUUGUUCGCGCCGUUGAGGCAAUGGGUGCUGGUGAGAUUCUGCUGAACUGCAUCGACAAGGAUGGAAGCAACAGUGGAUUUGAUCUGGAAUUGAUCAACGACGUGAAGGCAGCAAUCAAGAUUCCUGUCAUUGCUUCAAGUGGCGCAGGCGUCCCGGCGCACUUUUCUGAAGUCUUCAACAAGACUACGACUGAUGCGGCGCUGGGGGCUGGAAUGUUCCACCGCGGCGAAUACACCGUUACUCAAGUGAAGGAUCACCUUCAGACCGAGGGAUUCUUGGUCCGUCAAUUUGAAGCUGAGAUCUAA
Molecule: messenger RNA, 1638 nt
Organism: Penicillium olsonii
Lineage: Eukaryota; Fungi; Ascomycota; Eurotiomycetes; Eurotiales; Aspergillaceae
Source: the annotation of a GenBank genome assembly